Arachis ipaensis is the source of this 2057-nucleotide messenger RNA. NCBI's taxonomy places the organism in Eukaryota, Viridiplantae, Streptophyta, Magnoliopsida, Fabales, Fabaceae. The record is from RefSeq and is a predicted model, not a curated record.
UUUAAAGCUUCUUCCAUCACUUAUUGUUCAUUCAUAAUAUGCGUUUACUUUAUAAUAUUAUUGUUAUUGAUUUGUUUCUGAUUUGGAUAUCAGCUGUUUUGUUAAGUAAUUGGCGUGUUUAGUUUCUGUGAAGAGGGUUGAGUUUAUGUAUCACUGUAGAUAUAUUGGUCAAGAUCUAGUGCUCCUUCAAUUGGACUGCAAUUGCACAAGUUUUUUCACAUGAUGAAGAUUAGUAAUGUUAAUGAUCAUGAUCAAGUCAGAUCCAACUUGUUGAUUCAGUUUUUUCCGAACAAUUAAGGCAUCAUUAGUAUUUUAGUUAAGGACACGUUUAUUUUACUUUAAUUGGGAAUUUACUUCAAAGCCAAUUAGGAAUUUAGGUAAUUAGGGACAAGUUGAUUUUUGAACUGAUAUGUUAAAUAAGGAAAUUAGGUAAUAUUGAUGUAAUGUUCAUCAGAAUUCUAAGUACGAUGGAUUUAAGGCUGGGAGUAAUUUGCAGAUGAGAGGUUCUUGUUCAUUAGUUUGUUUCUGGCUUUCUGCCGAACAUUUUCCAUGUUUAAGUUAUCGUAUUUUGGUUCCGGAGAGAAAGCUAAACCAAUUUUCUUUGACUCUUGAUGCUUAGAGGUUAUUAGUUAUUGUACUUACAAAGUCAGAAGAUGCUGCAUCUUCCUUUUCUUCAAUUGAAGGAAUAGAAUUUAGGAGAUCCAUAUGAGCUGGAACCAAAUCAGGUGGUCUAUUGCUGAUCCUUGCUUCUUAAGAUCAUCUGCAUGGCGAACAGGUCGAACACAGAAGCAACAGAGCCCUUGCUAUCAGGAUCAGAGGAUCUUGAAGCUCAAAAGUUCAGAAGGCAGUUAAAGAAGAGAAGGUUCCGCCGUGCUAGAAGUGCACCUUGCAACGAUGUUGAUCCCCAGGACACCAAUGGCAAUAUACCAAUUCCAAGAUCUGAUUCAAUAUUUGGGAAUAUACAUCCAAGCUUUAGAAAAGUUGCUAUAUACCUUGUAGUGUAUAUAGGAGUAGGUGCUAUUGUAUUCUACCUUGUUGGGAACCAGAUCAAGGGGCUGAAAACAGAUGGGGUUCUUGAUGCUGUAUACUUCACAAUCGUAACAAUGACCACAGUUGGUUAUGGAGAUAUUGUUCCGAAUAGCAACCUUACAAAGCUACUUGCAUGCGCUUUUGUUUUCACCGGAAUGGCAUUGGUUGGACUAAUCCUAGGCAAAGCAGCAGAUUACUUGGUUGAGAAGCAAGAAUUCUUGCUAGUUAAAGCUUUGCACAUGCACCAAAACGUUGGUCAAAGAGAAAUUCUAAAGGAGGUUGAGGUGAACAAAACAAGAUACAAAUUCCUUUUGGCCUUUUUCCUUCUCUUGAUUAUGAUCAUAGCGGGGACAGUUUUCUUGAUCAUGGUUGAGAAAUUGGAAUUCGUCGAUGCGUUUUACUGCGUUUGUUCUACUCUUACAACCCUGGGAUAUGGUGAUAAGAGUUUCUCAACUGAAGCAGGAAGAAUAUUUGCUGUGUUUUGGAUAUUGGCAGGUACAAUUUCUUUGGCUCAGGUGUUCCUUUACAUUGCUGAGCUUAACACUGAAAGCCGACAAAAGAAAAUUGUGAAGUGGGUUCUUUCGAAGAAGAUGACCAAUUUGGACUUGGAGGCAGCAGAUAUUGAUGAUGACGGCACUGUUGGGGCUGCUGAAUUCGUUGUUUAUAAACUCAAAGAGAUGGGGAAGAUUAGUCAAGAAGAUAUAUCACUUUUGAUGCAGGAGUUUGAAGAACUUGAUGUUGAUCAAAACGGUACCCUUUCAAUUUCUGAUUUAGCACUUGCUCAGUCAUCCUAGACUGACAAAGACACAUUGUAUAUUUGUAUGUAGUAUUCACAGAGUAGAGUUUUUGUAGAGUUCACAUUUUCAACUUCAAUGAUAAAAUGCACACUAGAGCUUUCAAGAGUGUAGAGUCUGAAAUUUCUUAGACGCGGUUUAAUUGUAAUUAAAUGUUUUGUCUUCCUUUUUCAUAAGAUGAGAAGACAUCACGUCCAAGUCUCUCAUCUUAUAAACUCCUCACUUCUCUUUGUU